UCGGGGAGGCGCACCCCCACGAGACCCGCGCGUUCGGUGGGUCCGCGCGGCACUGGGCGCGGGCUGGUCGGGAUGGAGGCGGCGGCGGCGGCGCCCGGCAGGGACGCGCGGGAGCGGGCAGCGAGUCAUCCCCGCGGCCGCGGAGAGAAGAGCCCGCCAGGCAGCAGGAAAGUUUAUAUGGACUAUAAUGCAACCACCCCCCUUGAGCCAGAAGUCAUCCAGGCCAUGACCGAGGCCAUGAGGGAAGCCUGGGGAAAUCCCAGCAGUCCUUACCCAGCAGGUAGGAAGGCCAAGGACAUUAUUGACACAGCUCGGGAGAACGUCGCGAAGAUGAUAGGUGGGAAACCUCAGGACAUAAUCUUCACUUCCGGGGGCACUGAGUCCAACAACUUAGUAAUCCAUUCCAUGGUGAAACAUUUCCACCAAACCCGCCCCUCUGCGGGGAGCCCGGCCGAUCUGUGCAGCCCGCUGGACGGGGCCGCGCCCCAUCUUAUCACCUGCACCGUGGAACACGACUCCAUCCGCCUGCCCCUGGAGCACCUGCUCAAAGAACGAGCGGCCGCGGUCACCUUUGUGCCAGUGUCCAAGGUGAAUGGUCAGGUGGAGGUUGAGGACAUCCUGGCAGCUGUCUGCCCCGCCACGUGCCUUGUGACUAUCAUGCUGGCCAAUAACGAGACGGGUGUUAUCAUGCCCAUCUCUGAAAUCAGUCAGCGAAUUAAAGCCCUGAACCAAAAGCGGGCAACUUCCGGGCUGCCUGUCAUUCUGCUACACACAGACGCGGCACAGGCCCUGGGGAAACGGCGCGUGGAUGUGGAGGACCUGGGCGUGGACUUCCUGACCAUCGUGGGGCACAAGUUCUACGGUCCCAGGAUUGGAGCACUUUAUGUCCGAGGGCUUGGUGAACUUACACCUCUGUACCCUAUGCUGUUUGGAGGUGGACAAGAACGGAAUUUCAGGCCAGGGACAGAGAAUACACCGAUGAUUGCCGGCCUUGGGAAGGCCGCUGAGCUGGUGACCAGGCACUGCGAGGCUUAUGAGGCCCACAUGAGAGAUGUUCGAGACUACCUGGAGGAGCGGCUGGUGGCUGAAUUUGAUAAGCAGAGAAUCCAUCUAAACAGCCAAUUUCCAGGGACUGAGCGACUCCCCAACACAUGCAACUUUUCCAUCCGGGGACCCCAGCUUCAAGGGCGUGCAGUGCUGGCCCAGUGCAGGACGCUGCUGGCCAGCGUGGGGGCUGCAUGCCACUCGGACAACGUGGACCGGCCAUCCCCAGUGCUGCUGAGCUGUGGUAUUCCCUUCGACGUGGCCAGGAACGCGCUCCGGCUCAGCGUGGGCCGCAGCACCACCAGGGCGGAGGUGGACCUCGUCGUGCAGGACCUGAAACAGGCUGUGGCCCGGCUGGAGUACCAGGCCUAGUGCCAAGGACGCCCCCCAUAGGAAGCCCUUCCAAGUGCUGGGCCAGGAUGGCUCUCCUAAUUUGUCCCAGUGUCUGACAUGGUGUCAGGCAGUGGGUGCGCUCAUUCCCCAUCCCCGUCUCCCCGUUCCCUGUCCCACAUCCCCGGAUCAGCAGAGAGCCCGUCUGUCGGGCAGGCAGACCCAGCGGGCCGCACACACCUGUGUGGGACUGUCCCUGCUGCCCGGUGGCGCAGGUUGAAGCAGAAGCAUCCCCUGUGGGGAGCUGGGAGUGCUACCCUCCUGGAAGGGAGCGUUUCCCCUGGAAGAUAAAAUCCUAGUAUUGUAGACCAUUGUCACUUGCUACCAUGAACAUAGGAAACCUGAUUUUUGCUGCAGUCAUGGCCUCCCCUGCCUGUUGGCGCUGAGGUCCGUCCACCCCUGGGCCCUCUGAUCUCACUCCGCCCUUCCCAAGCCCUUCCUCCGCAGGGAGGCCACCAACGUCAGCCCCCUGCUCCGUAUCCCCCAACUUGCCCACCCUCCCCGACCUCCUCACUCAGCCUGGUGGCCACCCAGAGCCCCCAAAGCCCCCAAGUCCCCCCUGCCUUUUUCCUGUGGUCAUUCACUCAGUGUUCCAGCUCCGGUGUGGGACUUGGGAGGCAACCAGGGUUACGUGACCCCUGGUGGCUCCUGUGGUGGGAAAUCUGCCCGUCCCCUGCUCCGCUCCAUCAUAAUAUUGUUCCCAGAUGGGUUCUUCUGUCUUCACCAAGGCUCUGUGACAUCCCGAUGCACCUCAGAGGGUGUGACUCACAGAGACCCUUUGCAUAGGAUCGAUUUCUUAGCCAAACAUUUUUAACGUGUGGUUUUAAGGUGCCAAGAACUUCAUGAUGACUCUGAGGAAACCACUGUCAGAAAUUCAGUGAACUAAUAAAAUAUUCCAAUGCUAGUA
Mustela lutreola (European mink) is the source of this 2341-nucleotide messenger RNA. It is a transcript of the gene SCLY, whose product is annotated as selenocysteine lyase. Lineage: Eukaryota; Metazoa; Chordata; Mammalia; Carnivora; Mustelidae. Bases 73 to 1416 code for a protein of 447 amino acids. The record is from RefSeq and is a predicted model, not a curated record. The transcript has 12 exons.